Messenger RNA from Colletotrichum godetiae, 1869 nucleotides. RefSeq names its product dimethylaniline monooxygenase. Lineage: Eukaryota; Fungi; Ascomycota; Sordariomycetes; Glomerellales; Glomerellaceae. The record is from RefSeq and is a predicted model, not a curated record. The transcript is spliced from 5 exons. The coding region runs from base 1 to 1869 and encodes 622 amino acids. Gene Ontology annotation, molecular function: N,N-dimethylaniline monooxygenase activity; flavin adenine dinucleotide binding; NADP binding.
AUGCCUCUCAAAGUCGCUGUCAUCGGUGCCGGGCCCGCGGGUCUGGCGACGGCCAGAUAUCUGAAAUGGGCGCACUUGUUCUUCGCGAUUGAGCCUAUCCAGGUCCGGGUCUUUGAGGCCGAGGAUGAUAUUGGGGGGACAUUCAAGUAUCGAGUGUACGAGGAUGCUGAACUCGUCUCGUCUAAAUAUCUAACUGCCUUCUCCGAUCACCGCCUGCCCCAAGAUGCAGCUGAUUAUGUCACCCCGGCUGUCUAUGUACAGUACCUGAACGAAUACUGUGAUCGUUUCGAGCUUCGACCUCACAUCGAGUGCUCAUCUAAGGUCACUCGCACUGAAAGGGUAGAUGGUGGAGGGCAUAUCGUCACCGUCACUCGCAACGAUGACACAACCUUCGACUACGUCUGCGAUGCCGUUGCUGUCUGCUCCGGGCUCAACCUCGAACCCCGUAUUCCUGACAUUCCAGGGUUAGACAAAGUCCCAAAGGUCCUUCACUCAUCGCAGUUCAAGAGUCGAGAUCAGCUUCGCGACGUCAAGAGCGAUAAGCCUAUCGUUGUCAUUGUCGGCACCGGAGAGACUGGCCAGGAUCUCGGUCAACUAGCGGCGACGACUGAAACUGUUCAACAUGUUGUGAUGUGCCACAGAGAUGGAUUCGUGGUUGCACCCAAGACCGCGCCGACGCCAGUCAUGUUCGGAUUCUGGGGCAAGAAUAGCAAAGUGAACGAUAAGCCCGUCGACUGUUCCAUCGCUAGUCUCUUCGAUACGGCAUAUGUUCCCCAGAAGUUGCAGUCAAGCCAACUGCUGUGGGACUUUUACAACCAACAGAUCGACGUCACAUUCUCGCUAAUUGGUGGAACGCUUGAAGGCUGGGACCAACACGUCGGCGGCAUGCGUCGGGAGAGAAUGCACAUCGAUCACUUCUUCCCGGCCAAAUCCACCCGUGCUGUGCCGUACAUCUCCGCGCCUUGGCGGCCGCCUCUCUCGGUUAUGGAGCGGAUCCGCCGAUUCUUCUUCUACAUCAAAGAGCUUGACGUCGAUACCAAGGGUCGGUACAUUGACGUUGCUCCCUGGCCCGAGUACGUUGACGACGAUGGCGUGUUGCACUUCCGCGAUACUGGUAGACCAGAGUCGGAGAAGAUGAAACAGAUGGUAGUGAAGCCUGAUGUUAUCCUAUUUGCAACUGGCUACACCCGUCGUUUCCCUUUCCUCGAUAAGAGCUAUGGCACACCCGACACGGCCGAUGUGCGAGCCAUCUAUCACAGUAACGAUAUAUCCGUGGGAUUCAUCGGCUUUGUGCGGCCGAACCUAGGUGCCAUUCCGACACUCGCCGAAAUGCAAACCCAAUUCUGGAUCCUUCAACUUCUUCGAUCCAAGUACCCUAACGUCCCUGGCUUAGCAACCCCGUCGGCAGGACUAACACUAGACGCAAACGCCCUUCCUGGCUACGAUAUCGACUGGAAACUUCAUCCACGAUGCGGCCGAGACCCAUGGGCCGAAAAGCGAGGCGUCGACCACGAGAGCUAUGUAUACCAGCUAGCCCUCGACAUGGGCUCAGCACCGCGUUUCACUUAUGUAUACUCAAAGGGCUUUAAAGCCUUGUACACCUGGGCCAUGGGUAGCAACUUCAAUGCAAAGUUCCGCCUAGUCGGUCCCUGGAAGAACGAAGAAGAGUCGCUGCGCAUCAUACGCGGUGAGCUCUACGGCAUCGUCAAGCGGUCUGGCGGUAUGCUAUACAUGAUUGCCAAUACCUUGAUACCCUUUUUCUUAUUCGGCACGAUGAGUAUGGCCAUUCAUACGUGGGAGUGGACCAAGAGUCUGUUCCACCCGUGGAUGCGGAAGGGGGGCCACAUCCGUCUUCCCGAGUGUCAAUAA